AUGGUUUUUGAAAGCAUUGUUGCUGAUUUACUCAAUAGAUUUUUGGGUGAUUUUGUUGAUAACUUAGAUGCAAGUCAACUUAAUAUUGGUAUAUGGGGAGGAGAUGUGAAAUUAAAAGAUUUAGAUGUAAAGGAAACAGCAUUAGAUGAUUUAGAUUUACCUGUAAAAUUAAAAUUUGGUUAUUUAUCUACAUUAGUUUUAAAAAUACCAUGGAAAAAUUUAUACACAGAACCUGUUAUUGCUGAUAUUGAAGGUUUACAUUUAAUUGUUGUUCCAUCUAAAGGAAUUGUUUAUAAUGCUGAGAAAACAGAGAAAAAUGUAAUGGAAACUAAGAAAAAAGCAUUAGAUCGCCUUGAAGAUGCUAGAAAAGAAAAAAGAAAACCAAAAGACCCAGCUGCCGAUACGUUUAGUGAAAAGAUGAUUGCUCAAAUAAUAAAAAACCUUCAAAUAAAGAUAAGAAAUAUACAUAUUAGAUAUGAAGACAAAUAUACAAAUAGAAAUAGACCUUUUGCUGCUGGUAUUACAUUAGAAGGUUUAGAUUUUAUGACAACAGACGAAAAUUGGAAAGCAACAAUUCACAAAGAUGUUGUUAAGAUUGUUCAUAAACUUAUUUCUAUGAAUAAUCUUUCUGUAUAUUGGAAUUCAAAUACACGUCUUAUUUCUGAUUUAAAAACAAAAGAAGAAAUCAAACGUGAAAUGCAUAAUGGUAUUACCACACAAUCUCAUAGAUUAAAAGAUUUUAAAUUUAUUUUGGAACCAAUAAAUUUGGAAGCCAAACUUGCAAUGAAUCAAAAACCUGAAUCUGAUGGAUCUAAUUGGACAAUACCAAAAAUUGAUUUGAAGGCUGGUAUGGAUCAAUUAGCUUUGGUUAUUGGUAAAUGUCAGUAUCAAGAUAUUUUACUAUUUCUUGAAGGACAAGAAAGAUUUAAUUUAUCUGCAAAAUAUGUCAAAUAUAGACCUGAUUUGGUUGAGUAUAAAGGUCAUUAUAAAAUUUGGUGGAAAUUUGCUUAUAAUUGUGUUCUUCAAGAAAAUAUAAGAAGAAAAAAAGAAAAUUGGUCAUGGAUUCGUAUGAAAGAACAUCGAAAAUUAUUUAAAGACUAUCGUUUGGCAUGGAUUCAUAAUCAAACAGAAACAAGUCUCUCUAAUAAAGAUAAAGAAAUAAUAGAGAAAGCUGAAAAGAAAUUAGAUGUAUUUAAUUUAAAUAUUGCCCGUCAACAGGCUGAAAUGGAAAUUGAUAGAUUAGGUUUAAAAAGAACAGAAGAUCAACCAACAGGUUGGGUUAACUGGGCAUCUUCAUGGUGGGGAAGUAGUAAUUCAUCAAAUUCUGCUUCAUUAAAAUCGACAGGAAACAUUGCUAAACAAUUUGAACAAGCUAUGACACCAGAAGAGAAAGCAAAAUUAUUUGAGGCAAUUGAUUAUCAAGAAAAUACACCACCAACAAAUUAUCCAAAACAUUAUGUUGAAAAUGUAAUAAAAUUUAAUUUGAAACAAUUAAAAGUAAUGGUUGAAGAUGCAUUAGAAUUGAAAUUUAGUGAUUUGAAUGUUGACUUAAAACAACGACCAUCUGCACGUGCUAUUCAUCUUAUUAGUGCUAUUAAGACAGUCACUAUGACAGGUUGUGGCAUACCAAUGAUGUCAGUAAUUGAUGAAAAUAUGAAAUGGUUAACUAUGGAAGUUGAAACAAAUCCUUUAGAUAAAAAUUUUGAUCAAAGUGUUUUUCUUCAAAUUGCACCUAUUAUGUUAAAAUACCAUGCUCCAGCAAUCAACACUGCUAUUGAUGUUUUCAAACCACCCGAAUCUGUAAAAUUGAAUCAACUUACAGCAGCAGCAAUGGCAAGUUAUGAAGAUGUUAAGGCACGUUCUGUAACAGGCUUAUCUCAUGCAGUAGAUCAAAAAUCUAAAUUAAAAUUAGAUAUAAGACUUCAUCCAGCUACCAUUGUUAUUUCUGAAACUGGUGUUUUUAAUGAAGAAAAACCAACUUUAGUUGCUGAUCUUGGUAUGCUUACUAUACAAACAACAGAUGAAACACAUGGUGCUUAUGAUAAUGUCAAAGAUGAAAAAUUAAGAAAAUUAAUGAUAAAAGCUUAUGACAAAUUUCAUGUUGAACUUUCUAAUGUUCAAAUAAUACUUGCAGAAAAUUUCAAUAAAUGCAUGGAAAAUAAAAGUGGUAAAUUAUCUAAGUAUCAUGUUCUUGAACCAACAGGUCUUGAUAUCAAAAUACACAAAAGUUCUAUUGAUGAUCUACAGAUUGCAAAAAUAAGAAUGUUUGGUAAUUUACCUGAUUUUAAAAUAAGAAUUUCAGACAAUAGAUUAUUAAUGUUAAUGGGACUUGUUUUUUCCAUUCCGACACCACCUCCUGAUCCUGUAACUGAAAGUGAAUUGGAAAUGAUUGAAGCUUCAUUGAGGCCAAAAUUAAAAGACCGUGCAAAAAUCAAAGCUAUAAUGGAUGCACAAAAUGUUGAUACAAUUACUGAUACCUCAACAGAUAAAACACAAGAUGAUGAAGAUGCAGAGAGGCAGAGAAUGUUAGAUCUUCAGCAAGUUCAGGUUGACAUAAAUUUAAAACUUAAUGAAGUUGCAUUUAUUCUAUUAAAAGAUGAUGAAGAAAUUUUGAAUGCUUCGAUUCGUAGAUUUGUUUGUGAUGUAAAAAUGCGAACAUUUGAUGUUAAAGUUCAAUUAAAACUUGGUGAUAUUGUUGUAACACAACCUCAAUUUAAAUCGUUAGAUGGAAAAAGAUCAAUAUUGUAUUUAAUUGACAAUCAAUUAGAUAUUGAUGAACAUCUUAUUACAAUGAAUUUUAUUCAAGCAAAUCCUGAAAGUCCAUUUUUUGAAAAAGAAUAUAAAUCUACAUUACAGGCAAUAACUUUUGAUUUUAAGUCAUUAAAUUUAUCACUCAAUCAACAAGCUUUAGUUUCUCUAAAAACAUAUGGCGAACAGUUACAAAAACGUAUAGAAAAUGUACAAGCUGCAAAAGAUACUGUAAAACCUGAAGUUCGUGAAACAGCAAAAAGAAAAAUUAGUACUUCUAGUGUUCAAUCAAUUUCAAAGAUAAUGAUUGGUCAAUCUAAAUCAUCUAAAAAGGAGAAGAAACUUAUAAAAAAAGAUAUCAAAAAAGAAGUUGAUGAAACAAAGAUAAUUCAAAUGUCGUUACAUGCUAACUUCAAUUCAUUAGCUUUACUUAUUGGAACCGAAAAAGAUGGUUUGUUAACAGAUGCAGUAAUCAAAUCAGUUCGUUGUAGCGUAGAAAUGACACCUAAAAAAAUGAAUGUAUUUGCUGCAAUGAAAGAAAUUACUAUGAAUGAUUAUCAUCCCAAAUCAAUACAUCAUUGCCUUCUUCAGGUAGAUGGAGAUCAUGAAAUGUUUACAAUGUACUUUACACAAUAUAAUCGAACUGAAAAAGAAAAAUCUCACAUGUCUAUAGAUGAUGUUGAUAUGGAUGUAAAAAUAAAUUUUGCACAGAUAAAGUUUAUUUUUUUAAAUGCAUGGGUUAGUAGAAUGUUAAAUUGGAUUGUGCCAUUCCAAGCAGAGGCUCAAAAUGCUGCCAUUGUUGCUAAAGCAAAAGCUUCUGAAAAAGCUACACAAGCAGCACAAAAUGUUAAACAAAUAAUGGAACAAUCUCCUCCGAAAAUAAAAAUGGAUAUUGAAUUAGGGGCUCCAACUAUAAUUGUACCAAAAAUAUCUCAUUCAUAUGAGGCUAUAUUUGUUAAUUUUGGUAAACUUAAAAUUACAAAUAGUUUCUUUAAUGGUGUUGGAGAGGAUAAGUCUAUUAUUGAUAAUAUGGAAAUAUCAUUAACAGAUACUUCUAUUUUUGGUGGUCAACUUAAGAAGAAUGAAAAUGAUACACCAUUAAAAUGCGAAAUUUUGAAACCUGUUACUUUUACUUUAAAUGUCAAAAGAAAUCUAUGUUACAGUUGGUACAAAGAAUUUCCUGAAAUUAUGAUAGAAGCUACAAUGCCUGAACUUGAUGUUAGUAUGUCACAAGGUGAUUAUGCUAAUAUUAUGCAUACAUUAAGUGGAAAUUUAGCUGAAGGUGAAGUCGUUGCUGAAGAACAACCUCCAGUAUCACCUUCUGUAACAGAAUCUGAUAAAAUUGUUCACCUUAAUUUAAAUAAAACUGCAAAAAAUGAUGGUAAAGAAAAGUUAUUAACAACCAUAAGUGAAGAAGAACCACCAAAAAAAAUAUUGAAUUCUAUGCCAAGAUUAAUAUUUUCAUUUAAAAUUGGUCUUAUUCGAGCUGGUUUAUAUAGAGGAAACUCAUUACCAGAUAAUUUAAGUGAAAAUAAAACUGCAGUUGAAUCUAUGACAAUACCAAGAGAUGCAUUUAAGGCUUUUGCAGCAAUGUCUAUUCAUGGAACUAAGUUAUCUGGUAUGAUGGGUGAAGAUGGUUCAAUGGCUGCUGAAAUAAUAAUUAAAUCUUUUACUAUGAAUGAUGAAAGAAAGGAUGCAACAAAAAUUAAGAGAUUACUUGAUAGAAAGUUUGAUGGAACAGCAUCUACAAGAGAUUUACCUUUUGCACAUAUUAAUUAUAAAAAAGAUUCGUCUAAUAACAUGAUAGCUGAAGUUGUAACAUCAUCCUUUUUUAUAUGUCUAUCACCAGAAUUUUUGGCUAUUUUAUCAUCAUUCUUUAUUGUUCCUCCUUUUAAAGAAGCUGAAGAUUUGCAGAAAAUGAAGGAACAAGCAAAUGCUUUGAAAUUAGCUAAAAGUCCUCCUCUUGUUAAUGAAGCAUCAGUUUUAUCAACAACUCAGGUUAAAAAAAUUGAAUCACCAGAAUCAACUAAAUUAACCACUGGUACAAUGACAAUACGAUGUGAUAUUCGUGAAAUGGAAGUAAUUUUAAUUGAAAAACCAAUGGAUCCAGAAAAUUCACAAGCUAUGAUAUUAAGUUUUAAUUGUAAAUUAGAUGCAGAUCAUAAAGAUGAUACACAAUAUGUUAGUGGUGGUGUCAAUGAUUUACAAAUUUUUAGUACAUAUUAUGCUGAAUCAAAAAAACAUUUAUGUCAUUAUCCUGUUCUUCAACCAUUAAAUAUUAAUAUGAAAGGAAGUAUAAACGAUGCAACAAAGGAUACUGAACUCAAUAUUGAAGUCGAAGAUGUAAUCUUAAGAAUAUCACCUUCAAUUAUACGUCUUUUAUCUGCUGUUAGUCAGGAGUAUAGUAGAAACCAAAUAUCACAAGCAAUAGAUAGUAAGAAAUCUGCUGGAUUGAUUGCUUACCCUAACUAUUGGUCACCAAAACGAUUUGAAAAAAAAAGUUAUCAUUGGUUUGUUUCUGAAGCAGUUGAAUGUACAAAUUAUUUUGACGACGAAGUUAAAAAAGCUACUUCAUUGGUUAGACCUGUUGAAAAAUUGUUAUUUAAAAUGCCUAAACUUCUUGUUACUAUGGAAUCUGGAACUGAAAAGGCUACACAACCAUUAAUUAAAUUUGAGUCAACUAUGAAAGCUAUUGUUUUUGAUUGGUCAUCAUUACUUGCUGUUGAUGCUAGUUUAACAAUACAAAUGAAUUAUUAUAAUGAAUCUUUAAGUAUUUGGGAACCAAUAAUCGAACCAGUAGUAACAAAAGAUGGAUCUAUUGGACCAUGGACAUUAAAGUGUAAUAUUGAAAGUUGUACUCAAGUUCCUGAUAUAUGUGUUAUUGAUGGUGAAACAGAGGAUGAAAAAGAAAAAAGACGAAAAACUCCUAAACAGAGAAUAAAAAUACAAUCAAAAGAUUAUUUGAACGUUACUAUAACAAAAAGUUGCAUAUUAUUAUUGUACAAACUUUCUGAAGCAUUUGAAAAAGCUGCUAAACAAGCAACACCGCCCCAAUCACGUGAAUUUCCAGGAACUAGUCCAUAUCUUAUUAUAAAUGAAACUGGUUUAGUUAUUAAGGUAGGAAAUUCUGAUUCUAUGAAAGUUUCUGAUGACAAUAGUGAUAUUGAUAUUCCACAUAGUGAACCAAUUGAUUUAGAAGUAAUUGGAUGGGAACAUAGUACAGGAUUAAUGUUAGAAGACGAUGACAGAUCAGCUGAUUUAUUAUUGAAAUUGCUUGGAACAGAAAGAGAAAUAUCUGUAUUAAGAGCAGAAUCUCGUAUCAUACCACUUGGCAAAACAUCUGAAGGUGGUAGAUUAUGGAAUAUGCUUGUUGAAACAGUUGCUGAACAUAACAGAAAAAUUAUAUAUUUAAGAUCACUUGUCAAAUUUGUUAAUCAUAUGGAUAUACCAUUUGAAAUAUUAUCACAAAGGGAAAAUCAUCUUGAUACAUGUGGAAUUUCAGUUAAAAAUAGUGAACCUAUGAUUGUACCAAUUGCAUAUUUAUAUACAGUUACUGGAGAAUUUUUCCUACGUCCUGUUGGCAAUGAAUAUGAUGUUAGUGCUGAGUCAAUUAGUUGGUAUGAUUUCAAAACUGAUAAUAGAGCAUGGAUACGUUGUGAACAUUCAACUUCACCAAAUAAUGCUUUAUUUGCUGAACUUGUUGUUAUUCCAACAGCUGUCUUUCCAGAGAAAGGUGAUUUAAGGAGUGAUGUUUCUUAUACUGUUCAUAUCUUUCCUAUUUUAACAUUUAAAAAUUUACUUCCAUUCCCCAUAACUAUUAAGGAUAAAGAUAUUACUGUAUUAGAAGGUGGUUGUGAAAAAAAUAUGAAUAUUUAUGAAGGAAGUAACUUUAUUGUAUCAUUCGAUUAUAAUAAUGAAACUUAUGAAGCUGAUUAUACUUUUGAACAUACUACAGAUGUUGAAAAAGUUUUAUACUUUAUUGGUAAAAAGAAUCCAUCAUUAGAAAUGUAUCUUGGAUUACAUUUUGGUAGAGAGCACCAUAAACAAGAAGUUUCUAUUUAUGCACCAUAUUGGAUUGUAAAUAAAACAGGCAAAAAAAUAAAAUACAUGGAUACCUCUACUUAUAUAGCUACUAAGAUUUGUUGUUUCACGUGUUCUAAAAAUAAGGAUAUUAGAAAAAGAUCUUCAUCAAUAUCACAGAUUUCUCAAACAAUAGAACAUAAACCAACAAUGAAUCCUGUUAUUAUGUCGUAUCCAACUUCUGAUCCAUUAAUGAAAUCAAAAAUUAAAUUUGCUGUUGAAGAUUCAAACUUUUCUAGUGAAUUUCCUAUUUCAAAUGCUGGUACAACAUCUAGAGUUAUGUGUACUGAUGAAAAUGGUAGAAAAUAUGAUGUUACAUUAGAGAUUGUUCUUAGUCAUAAUGGAUUAACAAAAAUUGUUACAUUUUCUCCAUUCUUCUUACUUUAUAAUGACAGUCUUGUUGAUAUGGAGGUUCGUGAACCUGAUUUUAAUGAAUGGAUAAAUGUACCAGCAGAAUCAUGUACUGGACUUUGGCCACAACAAACAGCCAAAAGGAUGACAUUAAAUGCAAGGUACGCCUCAACAAAAGAAGAAUCUAUUGCUUUUCCAUUUACCGAAACAUUUGAAUCUUUUUGUCGUAUUAAUAAUGAUUUUCUUGGAAUGUAUGUAACAUGUUCUGUUACAGAAUCAUCAUCUGUUGUUCAUAUAGAACCAUAUCAAAUUGGAAUGGCUCCAAUUGUUUUGAUGAAUGCUACACCUAAACCAGUGAAAUUUAAACAAAAAGGUACACAAGAUUUAUAUGAAUUAAAACCAAAUAAUAUGCAACCAUUUACUUGGUCUGAUGUUUUAUCUAACGAACGUCUUCUUGAAUGGACAAAUGGAGAUUAUUCUGCUUACAAUGAUUUACAUAAAAAUGAUUAUAGAAGCUACAUGGCUUCUAAAGAUAGAACAUGUUUUUAUUGGGUAUCAUUUUUAAAUGGAAGACAAAGAAUACUUUUAUUUACAGAUGAACUUGAAGUUGCAGAAAAAGCUAUCCAAAAAAAUACUAAUGAUAGAAUGGAUAUGGAACUUGAAUUUACAUUACAUGGUAUGGGUAUUUCAUUAGUUAAUAAUGUACUUGGUCAAGAAUUGAUAUAUAUGUCAAUAAAACAUUCAAAAAUUAUUUGGGAACGUGAAUAUAAAAAUAGAUAUAAAUGUUUCCCACAAGGAGUUAUUGAUGUACUGGAAGAAGGUCAUGUCAAAUGGUUAGAAAAUAAUAAAUCAGCAGAAGAAAUCAAUUUUAAUGGUGAAUCAUUUAAUUUUAAUAGAAUGAUAUAUAAGAAAAAAGGAAAAGAGUUUAAACUUGUUAGACACUUUAAGCCUGGUAUUUAUAUAAAAAUGUCUUCAAAUAAUGUUAGAAAAAAUAUUACUUUCCAGGUAUUUUCAGUUCAAAUUGACAAUCAUCUUGAAGCAUGUACUUUUCCACUUGUUCUUCAUGUCGUUCCUCCACCAAAAUCUGUUAUUAAAAAUUCUGAGCCUAAACCUUUUAUUGAUCUUGCUAUUUAUCAACAACAACCAGAAGGUUCUCCCAUUGUUCAAUAUCAAUAUUUUGCUUUACUUUUACAAGAAUUUUCUGUUCAAGCUGAUAUGGGAUUAUUAGCAGCUAUGAUGGAUUUUAUUGCUGCUAGUUCAGCCAGUAAACCAUAUACAAAAGAAAUAUAUCAAAAGGAUAUUGAAUAUACACAAAUUAAACUUUCUGAUAAAGCUGUUUCAACGGCAGCUAGUGUUCAAAAAUGUCUUUUUGAUGAUUUUAGUUUUUCACCACUUAUGAUACAUUUAAGUUUUACAUUAAAUAGUCUUAGUCCAACUCUUGAUGAAGAUCAAAAACAAGCUGCUCAUUCGCAAUUAGAAGUUUUAAAUGUUCUCCUUAAAUCAGUUGGUGCAUCUAUAACAAAUAUUGCUAAUAUUCAAGAUAUUGUUUUAAAAUUAGCUAGUUUUGAAAGAAAAAAUGCAUAUAUGGAUUUUGGAAAAUUAUCAAGUGAAAUUCAAAGCCAUUAUAUGUCACAAGCUUUAAAACAAUUUUAUGUAUUAGUUCUUGGUUUAGAUAUUAUUGGAAAUCCAUUUGGUUUAGUUAGAGAUUUAUCUUCUGGUGUUGAAGAUUUAUUUUAUCAACCAAUAACUGGUUUUGUACAAGGUCCUGAAGAGUUUGCCGAAGGUAUUGCUAUUGGAGUUUCCAGUGCAUUCAGUCAUACAAUUGGUGGUGUUUCGGGUGCUGCUAGUAGGAUAACAGGAACACUUGGUAAAGGUGUUGCUGCACUUACCUUAGAUGAAGAUUAUCAAAGAAAAAGGCAAGAAGAAUUAAAUAGAAGACCACAAACAUUUGGACAAGGUAUGGCUAGAGGUGUUAAAGGUUUUGGAGCUGGUAUUAUUGAUGGUAUUACUGGUGUAGCAACAAAACCAAUUGAAGGUGCUAAAGAAGGUGGAUUAGGUGGUUUUGCUAAAGGUGUUGGUAUUGGACUUGUUGGUGUUGUUACAAGACCAAUCUCUGGUACAGUUGAUAUGGCUAGUGGUACACUUAAUGCUAUUAAAGUUUGUGCUUCUGGUAAUCAAUUUAUUGAAUCAGCUAGACCAAUGAGAUAUAUUCAUAAAGAUAAAGUUGUAAGACCAUAUAAUCACUAUGAAGCAAAAGGAUAUAAAUUCUUUAGACAAGCUGAAGAAGGAAGAUAUAUAGAAACAGAUACGUUUAUUGUUCAUGGAAUUAUUGCUGACAAAAAUAUACUUAUUGUAACGGAUAAAAGAUUAUUUAUUGUCAGUAAACAUUGUGUAACAGGAGCCUUCAAUACACAAUGGGAAAUGUUAUAUAACGAAAUAACAGAACCACAACAAGUAAAUUUAUGUAUUCGAAUAAUACCAAAAAUUCAGAAAAAAGGAUUUCUUGGUUUAGGAAAAGUUAAAUCAAAAGAUAUUGAAUUACUACGUGACGAUGAUGUUAAACUUGUUUAUCAAAAACUUCUCAAAGCAUAUAAUAUUUACAACUCAUAA
This is a messenger RNA of Strongyloides ratti, 9789 nucleotides long. RefSeq names its product Vacuolar protein sorting-associated protein 13A. Lineage: Eukaryota; Metazoa; Nematoda; Chromadorea; Rhabditida; Strongyloididae. The record is from RefSeq and is a predicted model, not a curated record. Gene Ontology annotation, cellular component: extrinsic component of membrane. Bases 1 to 9789 code for a protein of 3262 amino acids. Gene Ontology annotation, biological process: protein targeting to vacuole; protein retention in Golgi apparatus. The transcript is spliced from 5 exons.